Agrilus planipennis (emerald ash borer) is the source of this 1014-nucleotide messenger RNA. RefSeq names its product glutamate--cysteine ligase catalytic subunit-like. Gene Ontology annotation, cellular component: glutamate-cysteine ligase complex. The record is from RefSeq and is a predicted model, not a curated record. Gene Ontology annotation, molecular function: glutamate-cysteine ligase activity. The annotation marks the transcript as partial. Gene Ontology annotation, biological process: glutathione biosynthetic process. The transcript has 5 exons. NCBI's taxonomy places the organism in Eukaryota, Metazoa, Arthropoda, Insecta, Coleoptera, Buprestidae.
UUAGCUUUAAGUGCUGCAUCGCCGAUUUUUCGGGGAUUCCUGUCAGACGUGGACUGUCGAUGGAAUGUUAUAUCGGCCUCUGUGGAUUGUAGAACGGAAGAAGAGAGAGGACUCGUCCCACUCAAAAACAGCAAGUUCGUUAUUAAUAAGUCGAGAUACGAUUCAAUCGAUUCCUAUUUGUCAGAAGCCGGAGAAGAAUACAACGACGUGCCAUUAAUAUACGACAAAGAAAUUUAUAACAAACUCAGAGAAAACGACAUUGACCACCAGUUGUCACAGCAUAUUGCACAUCUUUUCAUAAGGGACGCUCUCUCCCUAUUUUCAGAAAAAGUACACCAAAACGACGAAGUGGACACUGACCAUUUCGAGAAUAUUCAAUCAACAAAUUGGCAAAAUAUGAGAUUUAAACCGCCCCCGCCGAACUCAACAAUCGGUUGGAGGGUUGAAUUCAGACCAUGUGACGUACAAAUCACCGAUUUCGAAAAUGCCGCAAUAGUUUGUUUUAUAGUUUUACUUACACGCGUUAUCCUCUCCUAUAAGCUUAAUUUUCUCAUCCCAAUUAGCAAGUUCACGAAAGAUAUAACGAUCCCCGAAGACAAUCAGUAUUAUAUCAAGGAUAAAAAUAACAGCAAUCGUGAUGUUUGCCAACUAAUGACAAUUAAUGAAAUAAUUAAUGGAAAGGAAGGAGAGUUCCCUGGAAUGAUUCCCUUAAUAAAUAACUAUCUCGCCGGAAUGGACGUAGAUUGUGACACCCACUGUACCAUCCAGAGGUAUCUUAAACUUAUUCAACAGAGAGCUUCUGGAGACGUACUUACCACAGCUUCCUGGAUUAGGAAGUUUGUCUUAUCUCAUCCUGAUUACAAAAAGGACUCAAAAGUGACCGAUACAAUAAAUUACGAUCUUCUAAAUCAACUGAAGCAAAUUCAAAGCGGCGAAGUUGCUUGCGAGGAAUUGCUAGGAUAUUCGGCGGUUUCUAAGACAAAGGAAACCAUUCCACCUGUUUUUCAUGUCUAG